GAAAAUUCACAUGCGUGUGUACUUCUUCAAAAGUGAGCUUGCUUACACCUUGUUAUGUUCGUGAAUCACAUGUCUGACAACAAAGACAUCGAACAUGCUCGUUGCCGAGAGUCUGUAAAGCGCAAGUUGAAGUCCGUGUAAUCGUCAUAGCUCUUGUCUUCUUACCGAAUCGGAUAUACUAAAAAUUUCUUUCUUGUUUCCGUCGAUGGCGUACCCAUAGGUUAGCUAGUUGCAGUCCUGUAAAUAUUAGCCAAUUCUUGCCACAUCAUUGCAGAUAUAGGCGUAAAUGCGUGAUCAAAACCUGACCAAACGUGCAGUAGGGCAAUCACACACUGCAGUUUUCCUCAGUUGGUUGGCAGGCACUGAUAAGUAAACCAUGAGGCUUAAACUGUAUCACUCUUCUUACAUCUACAUUUGCGCACUUGUUUUUGUGUGCCUGUGGACACAGUGCAGAUUUGAAGACAUAGAUGAUGACGAUGCUGUGGUGACCACAGAAGAAAUAGUACCGGAAGAGGCAGUUGUAAAUGAAGAAAUAAAUUAUGAGAGUCCUAGACCAUCUGGAAAUGUUUAUUUUGCUGAGCAUUUUGAUGAUGUGAAUCGAUUCAAACAGAGAUGGGUUAGUUCUGAAGCAAAGAAAGAAGGCAUUGACGAGAACAUAGCAAAGUAUGAUGGUAGGUGGGAAGUCGAACCUCCUGUAAAAGAUGGUUUGAAAGGAGACUUGGGAUUGGUACUGAAAAGUAAAGCAAAGCACGCAGCAAUUUCAGCGCGGCUGGAUAAGCCAUUUAGCUUUGUAGAUAAGCCACUCAUUGUUCAGUACGAAGUAGUCCUGCAGGAAGGACAAGAAUGCGGUGGUGCGUAUCUCAAGCUGCUUUCAGCAGGAAAGGCCACUGCCGAUUUGUGCCAAUUCCACGAUAAAACGCCGUACACCAUUAUGUUUGGGCCAGACAAGUGUGGUAAUGAUCAUAAGUUACACUUUAUCUUCCGACACAAAAAUCCAGUUAAUGGAACUUUAUCAGAAAAGCAUUGCAAGAAACCUAAAGAACGCCUGGAAGAGCCUUUCAAAGACAAACAGCCCCAUCUCUACACCCUAGUGGUACGGCCUGACAAUUCGUUUACCAUUAGCUUAGACAACAAGGUGAUUAAUGAAGGAAGUUUAUUAGAGGACUUCACUCCUCCUGUUAAUCCCCCAAAUGAGAUUGAUGAUCCAAAUGAUAAAAAACCUGACGACUGGGAUGAGAAAGAGAAGAUACCAGACCCAGAUGCUCGAAAACCUGAUGACUGGGAUGAGAAUGCACCUGCUAUGAUUGUUGAUAGCAGUGCAACAAAACCAGAAGGGUGGCUAGAAGAUGAACCAGAGAUGAUACCUGACCCAAAUGCUGAGAAACCUGAUGAUUGGGACACAGACAUGGAUGGAGAUUGGGAGGCUCCAUUAAUUCCUAAUCCUGUAUGUGAGAAAGCUCCAGGUUGUGGGCCAUGGAAACCACCUAUGGUAGCUAAUCCUGCAUACAAAGGGAAAUGGAGAGCACCUCUUAUUGAUAAUCCAAAUUAUAAGGGCAAAUGGAAACCUCGCCGCAUUCCAAAUCCUGACUUCUUUGAGGACAAGUCACCUUUCAAAAUGACAACAGUCUCAGCUGUGGGGUUUGAACUUUGGUCAAUGUCAAACAUGAUUUUGUUUGAUAAUAUCAUUGUAACUGAUGAUCCUGCUGUUGCUGAGAGGUGGGCAGCUGAAACCUUUAUACUGAAACGCAGAAAAAUUGAUAAGGAUUCUGAAUCACUCUUCAUGCGGCUAGUGAAAUACACCAAUGAACAGCCAUGGCUAUGGGCUGUGUAUGUAGUAGUGAUUGGACUUCCCAUAGUUCUGGUGAUUGUGUUUUGUUGCGGCUCCUCAAGCAAGGAACGUGAUGAACAUAGGCGUACUGCUGAAGCAAAGAAGACAGAUGCUAUAUCUCCUGAUGAUAACAUAGAAGAAAUACAGGAACUGAAACCAAGAAACAAUGUUCCAACUUCGAAGAGUGAUCUGGAGGUUCCAGAAGAGGAAGAGGAAGAAGAAGAAGAAGAAAAAACAGCAGCAGCAGCAGAUGCUGCAGCAGAAUCAGAAGUGGCAACUUCUGGAGUUCAGGAUGAAGGGGAGAAAACUAAAGGAUCCGAAGACUCUAAACCUGAGCAUACAUCAGUUUCGGAACCUGAAGUGGAAAUAAUUGAAGAAGAGGAAGAAGAAAAUAAAGGUGCUGAUGGGGAAACAGCUGCAGGAGAUGCACCUCGGUCUCCAAAGAAAAGACGCCCCCGGAAGGAAUAAAUUGUCCUAAAGCAAUGCAGCUGAUCUUUGCAUUACCUCAAAGUGCAGCUUCAGUUUACUGUGCUUUGUGACUGAAAGAGAAACUCUGAACAUAGAGUGCUAAUUUUGAUUGUGUUUGUUUUACAUUGUUGAAAAUAUUGUGCAGAUGUUUAUAGUUUUAUGUAUUACUGUAUGUGUUCAUGACUGUCAGUGUGAAUCAAAUAUGGGUAACAAACUCAGUUAUUUUUUAAAAAAAAUGCAGUUGAAAUAUUUUCGUUACACUGCUUCAGUUCUGGUCAUUUUAACUGUUUCAUUUAUGUUUUUUAUUUAUAUAUAAUUAUUAUUGUUUUCUUAAAGUUUAGUAUGGAUGUGUCGCAGAGAAUAUGGUUGAAGUAACAAGUGUGUACCAAAGUUUUUGUAGUGUUUGCAUAAUCUUGCUAUCAAUGCCUUAUAAUGCUGGAAAUCAUUGCCAGGAUAAACAUUCAUUUCAUUCCAUGCCAUUUAUUUCUACAUAAUGAUAUGUAAAGAAAUUUAAAGCUGUUAGAUAUUUUAGUUUGGAAGAUGCUGAAGAGUAUUAAAUUGUCAUUUAGUAACCUCAUUCUUCCAAUAUGUUAUACUUUUAUCCAUGUUCCAUGUAUAUUAUUUCAAAAGUAUUUAUUGUAGAAAUUUGAGGUUCUAAUAUAGAAUGAUCAUUUUGUAAGGAGAUAACGAAUAAUUGGACGUGAGCUUGUUAGAAAUAUUUAUGCAUUUUCACAAUAAAUUGAAAUAUAAUCUGUUUUAUUGUAUGUUCUCACUUAAGAACAAGUGAAGUACUUAGAAAUAAACAGUGUUACACAAUA
Schistocerca americana (American grasshopper) is the source of this 3114-nucleotide messenger RNA. It is a transcript of the gene Cnx99A, whose product is annotated as calnexin. Gene Ontology annotation, cellular component: endoplasmic reticulum; endoplasmic reticulum membrane. Gene Ontology annotation, biological process: protein folding. Gene Ontology annotation, molecular function: calcium ion binding. Bases 377 to 2296 code for a protein of 639 amino acids. The transcript has 11 exons. The record is from RefSeq and is a predicted model, not a curated record. NCBI's taxonomy places the organism in Eukaryota, Metazoa, Arthropoda, Insecta, Orthoptera, Acrididae.